CAACCUUAGACGCAUAGACAAUCUGGAGUGGUUAAUUACUUUGACAUUUUAAGUAUAGAAUUGACAGUUGUCUUUCAACGGAUUUAGCGGACAUAUUUUGGCGGACACGCGUACGUUGCUAAAUUACGGUUUUUCUAGAAAACAACUAGAUUUCCUUCAUAAUUUACAACUACGAAUUUGAAUUACUAGCGGAAUGAUGGCUGACUCUGCUGAAGUGACAUCAACUCCCACUGAGCUCCUAGGUGUUGGGAGGCGUAACCUGGCAGUGAGAGACUUCAAUGCUGCAGCGGAGGCCCUCGCGAAGGCCUGCGAGUUGCUCGCUAAGGAACACGGAGAUACAGCAGAUCAGUGCGCUGAGGCUUAUCUAUGGUAUGGUAAAGCUCUACUAGGUUUGUCGAGAGAAGAGAGUGGUGUCCUUGGUGAUGGCAUGCCAGGCUCGGGAAAUGCUGAUGAAGAUGAAGAAAAUGAAGAACAAGAUGACAAUGAGGAAAAUGAGGCAGCAGAGCAGAAUGGAGAAUCAUCCAAGAAGGAGAAUGGUGUUGAGCAGAGCGAGGCAGAAUCAACUACAAAAGAGCCGGAGUCCACCACUAAAGACGAGGCAGCUGGUAGCAGCAGCGAGGCCAUGGACCAACCAGAGCCAAGUACCACAAAUGGUGAAGCAAAUGAUGAAUCAACCAUGAAUGUGGAUGGUGAAGACGAGGUGGACAAUUUGCAACUCGCCUGGGAGAUGCUUGACCUGGCGCGCAGCAUCCUGUACCGGCGCGUGCAGGAGGGCGGCGGCGACGCGGCGCGCGCGCUGCUCGCCGACGUGCACCUCGCGCUCGGGGAGGUCGCGCUCGAGAGCGAGACCUACGACAAGGCUGUUAUUGAUAUGCAAAGCUGCCUGGACCUCCAGAAGGAAUUGUAUCGCAGUGACGACAGGCGCAUUGCAGAAACACACUACCAAAUUGGAUUAGCCAACUCGCUUGCAUCAAACUUCGAAGACGCCAUAACACAUUUCAAAAACGCCGCCAACAUCUUGGAGACGAGGAUCAAGAUUCUGGAAAAUCCCACCGCAGCCAACGAAGACGCGACCGUCAAGAAAUUCAAAUCUUCUGAUCCAUUCUAUUCCAUCGAAGGAGAGAUUAAGGAAUUGAAGGAGCUCCUGCCAGAAAUACAGGAGAAAAUCCAGGAUAUGAUGGAUUAUAAAGCAGAGACAAUAAAACGAGUACGCGAAACUCUCUGCCCGUCGAACGGCGAGAGUUCGAGCCACAACGGCGCCGGCCCGAGCUCCUCCGCCAGCUCCGAGCCUAAGCCCGCCGCCUCCGACAUCUCGCAUCUCAUCAAGAGGAAGCGGAAGGCGGAAGACGAAGGAGCCUCGCCUGCCAAGAGGGUGAACACGUGAACAACAAGCGCUGUGGGUCUUAAAAUGAACGAAUGACAAUAGUAUAAUGCGUUCCUUUUCCCGUAAUAGCUGUCUAGUUGACGUUGGACUCUAUGUCCAAAUUUUUUUUUUGUUUUUAAAAAUGGAAUUCGCCAUUUCGGAAUAUUAUCUUGGGCAGCUCAUUGGUACGGCCUCAUAGGUAUGGUGUGCACAACAAGGCAACUUAAACAGAUAUUAUUGUAUAUGUAUUUUAAAAAAAUCGUUCCUGCGUAGAUGGACUGAAUCAGCUAGGUAUUCAAAUAAAUUAUUAUGUUCCAAAAUGCGACUACAUUUCAUGGUCAAUACUAUUAUAGGAAAAGGUGCGUUAGUUACUUAAAAAAUACGUCUUUUAAAUCGAAACAUUUAAUAAAAACGUCUCGUUAGGAUCCAGUAUUGAUUUGAGGUAUAAUGUUGAAAAAUCAUUUUAUAUUCGUACUCAAGAUAUGCAGUGACGAAAUAUGUACGGAUGUUUGUGUGCUCAUUUUGGUUUCCGUGACUUAUUUGUAGGUAAUUUCGAAAUGAUUUGUCAUCUAGAUUAUAAGUAAUGCAGGCUCUGACUAGUUUGGGGGUAAUUCUUACAAAGUAUACCUUUAUGUCGAAAUGAAAGGGGGUGUAGUAUAAAAAGUUUAAUUCUUUAUGCUCGUUGUUCAGUAUCUAGUAUACGGCAUUUGCCUAUUCCAAAUGUAAGACAUGGUCCAUCACUAGCAAUGUUUAAUAUUACGUCCGAAAUAAAAAAAAAUAUUAAUAUCAUCAUCAGCCCCAGGAUGUCUACUGCUGAACAUGGGCCUCCCCCAAAGACUUCCAGAUCGACCUUUUGGAAGCGGCCCGCCUCCAGCGACCUCCUGCGAAUUUUAUGAGGUCAUCUGUCCACCUCGUAGGUGGACGUCCGACGCUGCGCUUGCCAGUUCAUGGCCUCCACUCCAGAACCUUCUUGCCCCAUUGGCCAUUAGUACUGCGAGCUAUCUACCUUGCCUACUGCCACUUUAUUAGUAUGUCAAUGACGAAAUUUCUUUGAUGAGAAUUCCCUCCUGGUCCAUAUAUCUACACUGCCCACUAUUUUUAACAUAAUGCAUGCAAUAUUUAAGAACAUUGUUGGUAUAAAUAAUUUCGAAGUAAUCCUUAUAUGUUAGUUGCUCUUCAUUCAAUUCUACGGUAAUAUUUUGUAUUGUCAAAAGGAGAAUGCCUAAAUCUGCCCUACUUAUUAAAAAGGGGUGUAUGGCCUUGAAAUAUUAAUAAUUUUCGAAAUAUUUGUAGAAAUUUCCUAGAUUCAUUUCACAGACAUCCAUGUCGGGGUUUAUUUUUUCAAUUAAAUGAGACGUUUUUUUAUUUUAUUUUCCAAUCUCUAGGAAAAACAAUUUGUUUAAAAUAAACAUGAACAUAUAAUGUAAAUAUGCGAAAACCCCAUAAUAAGUAAUGAUUAAUGUUUUGUUUGAAAGUACUUUAUUUCUUGUAUUUUAUAUGCAAUUUUCACUUUAAUACAAAAUCAAAUUACGCAGGACUUCCAUACACAGAUGGGCUUUCUCCUUCCGUAAAUUCAUUAAUUUGAUUAGUCAAUCGUAAAUAGCGAAGUUCCAAUAUUAUUUUUCCUUGUUGAUAGUUAUAACUCGUACGUCAUUUUUGUUUCCAUUUCUUAAAGAUCUUUGAUAAGAAAACUUAAUCCAUUUUGAACUUUAGUACUUAUGGAAAUGUCUUAUUUUUAAUUAGUAUUGUAAUUGCACGCAUUAUUUUCUUUGUAUCGCUUUUGCCGUUAAAUAAUAAGCGACAGACUGAAAUUAGCCCCAAUAAGUAGAUAUAUGCUAUAAGAUUGUAUAGAAGUUAUUUGAUUAGUAUCACUCGUAAAGAUUUAUGGUGGAUGGGCUAGAGAUCUGUUUCAACAACUUAUUAUUUUUUUUUAUUUGGAAUUAUUAUUAAACUGUUUUCCAACUCAUCUGUAAUUAUAAUAAAUUGAUUAAGGAUUUAAAAGGGGUCGUAGUCAAGACGCCUUUCUGCAAUCGUUAAUAUCAAAAGAAAAUAAUAAUAUGUAUAGAUAUGCCAUAUGUAUCAUAAGUCUGUUGCUAGCAUAAUUUGGCACUGCCUUAGAACUAAAGUGACGUAACCCAAAAUGUAUAUAUUUUCUAAUUUUGUUAAUAAUCUACUUUCCAAAGCUUGCUCUAUAACCCUAUGACGAGAAAAAGGCAAAAAAUAGAAAGAGAUUCUUCCUUUGGCCGUGACCGCCCAAUUAACUGCCUUUUAUAUUUUUUAUUAGUUUCUCACAAAUUGUCUUUUUGUGUAAGAUCAUCUUAGUUCUAAGGGUGCGAUAUGAGACUCCCUUAGACACUUUUGUUUUCUAUUAGCAUAAAUGAUUGUAGGAAGGCGUUUUGGUUACGGCCACAGGUCAGAAAUACAAUACGUUCUAGUGUAUCGGCACAAAAUGUAGGACAAUUAUUAGCCUAAAUCAUUGAUCUGAAUGUUGGUAAUUAUUUAAAUAUUUUGCAUGGUAGGCCACCAGUAUCAUUGCACUUAUACUUGUUAAAAGGAAAUGUACCACAAAAUCAUUCAAGUUGUAUGUUGAAUGCAUAAUUAAACAUACAACAUACAUUCAGGAUAUAAUAUUCUUCAAAAGGGUGUAUAAUUUUUCAGUAAUUUUACAUUCAUUUCCAUUAAUAGAUUUAAGAUUUUUGUGUUGCUAUUUCUAUUGAAUUUGACUAAGUCAAUACACAUUUUUUUUAUCGCACUUAAUUGAUUACGCUUUUGUUAGUUUUAGGAAAUCGUUAGAUAAAACCCAAACGUACAAUUAGAUAAAUCAAUUAACGUUGGUAAUUAGCUGUUAGAACAUUCACAAAUGUUGGUCGAUUGCGACAUACCGCCGUUUUCAAUAACCAAUCCCAAUCGCUUUUUUUCGAUCUAUUUUAAAAUUGACCAAUCAGAACAAAGAUUUUUGUGACUUACAAAUGAGUUCUUUUGCUUGGUUCAUUGUCGGAAUCGGAUUGAAGAUUGAGAUCUUUUAUUGAAAACGUCUGUUAGUUAAGAGGAUUUAAUAAGUUGAUACUGUUAGGUUAUAUUGUUAAUUUAUGUAAUCGUAUUUUAAUCUCCAACUUUUAAUAAAAUGUAAUUUUCAUAA
Manduca sexta (tobacco hornworm) is the source of this 4502-nucleotide messenger RNA. RefSeq names its product histone-binding protein N1/N2 (gene Nasp). The transcript is spliced from 9 exons. The coding region runs from base 194 to 1384 and encodes 396 amino acids. NCBI's taxonomy places the organism in Eukaryota, Metazoa, Arthropoda, Insecta, Lepidoptera, Sphingidae. Gene Ontology annotation, molecular function: histone binding. Gene Ontology annotation, biological process: CENP-A containing chromatin assembly; DNA replication-dependent chromatin assembly. The record is from RefSeq and is a predicted model, not a curated record. Gene Ontology annotation, cellular component: nucleoplasm.